Molecule: messenger RNA, 2656 nt
Organism: Drosophila hydei
Lineage: Eukaryota; Metazoa; Arthropoda; Insecta; Diptera; Drosophilidae
Exons: 2
Coding region: 359-2323 (654 amino acids)
Molecular function (GO): serine-type endopeptidase inhibitor activity
Source: RefSeq, a predicted model, not a curated record
CUUGACCCAUUUACCGUGUGGCACUUGGAGCUGUGGAGGUACUGGUGCUGUCUGAAGCCCACGCCACUUCCACUUUCGUUGAGGCGCGACUUUCUUUAACAAUUGCCCAUGGUUUUUUUUGUUUGUUGGCCCUCUAGCUGGGCACCAGUGCUUGUGGGAUUUGUCAGAGCUUGUUGCUGGCGCUGGCGCUGCCACUUUGUAACCAGUUUAAUGACGUUGACGUCUGCGCCUGCGUCGACGUCUAUUCUCUACGCCAACGCCGACGCUGGUUCUCGGCUGGCUGUUUAUAAAAAGUCUUUGGCCAACUUUCUUGAGCUUCAUUCGCGUCUCAGACGCGAUCGUCAACGUCUCGUGCACAAUGAAAGCAGUGCUCUACUUUUUGCCGCUGCUGGCCAGUGCCAGCUUUGUGUCUUCUCUGCCAUCGCUUGCUGCCAAGGAAAGUGCACUGCCCGGCUCAUUUGUCAGUGAGGUUUCCCAGCUGAUUGCCACGCAGUUGCUGAAUCACAACAAGGACAUCGACGCCAACCAGGUGUAUUCUCCAGUGGGAGUGGUAACCAUUUUGGCCACGCUAGCAGAGGCAGCUGAUGGCGAAACCUACUCAGAGUUUGGCCAAGUCCUUGGCUUUCCCAAGGAACGCCAGGACCUGAGAGCAGGCUUUGAGCCAAUUUUGGCCGGCUACCAGAAGAAAGAUACAGGCACUGGGUUGCCCUUGUUCCAUACCUAUUUCUAUGUCUAUCGCAACAACAGCGCGCGCGAGGACUACAAGGAGCUGCUGCAGCGUCACUACUACACCGAGAUGCAAGAGCUUUAUAGCAAGGAGUAUGACUUGGAAGAGCAAAGCAACUCGACGCCGGAGGGCAGCGGCACAGAUGGGGACAGCACAGAGCCGAGCAAUAGCAAAGAUGUCAUCGGCUUUGAGACACUGAAGCGCAUUAACCUGGACGAUGAUGCUCCCGUUGGCACCCCCAAUGACAACUAUGGCGAGGAGGUAAUCAAUAAGGAGGCAUCCAAGUUCGAUCGCGAUGUGGAUGACAAGCAGUAUGUGGAAAAACCAGUUGCCCUAGCCGAGGAGGAAGAGUUACAGCGGGAGCGGCUGACCACCGAGCAGACAGCAACGGAUGCCGAUAGCAGCAGCACAGAUGCACCACUGGAAAAACUAGAAAAACCAGCUGAGAUCACCCUGACCGUAAAGGAAAAUCUUGCUGAGAAGCAGCAGAACAAGCGCAGCGAUGCCAAUGCCGAACAGAAUCCAAAUGUGGAGGAGAACGAGACGGUGCAGGAGGAUGAAAAGCUGCGCAAGCUGCCAAACGAGCCAAACACUGCUGGCAGCCAGGUGACCGACAGUGAACCCGAGAAGGUGAGCCUGCCACUGCAGAAACUGGAAAAUGCUGUCAAGACAAUGGUCAAGGAGGGCGCCGACGAGAUUAUGAUUGCACUCGAAUCGCAUCUCAGCUCAGUGGCUCGGGUCUACGGGGCUCGCACUCUCUUCGGCAAGAAUGACAUUGCCUGCGCACUGAGCGUCAGCUCCGUGAAAGGUCGGAUGAUUGAUGAUAGGACUAAGAUGUUGCUCUUCAAUGGACUGUACUUCCACAGCAACUGGAGUCAGCCUUUCUAUCAGCUGCGCGACGGCAGCGACGAGUUCUUCUUUAUGACAAAUGAUGACGCCAUGAAGGCGCCCAUGAUGCACUCCCGAGGCAAGUUCAACGUAUCCGAUUUGCCCCACUUGAAGGCGCGCCUGAUCUCUCUGCCCUACGAGAACAACCAGUACAGCCUCUACAUUGUGCUGCCCAACGAGCCCGAGGGCCUCACCGAGGUAAUCGCACAGCUACAGCCCAGCGACUACAAGUAUGCACAAGAGCAUAUCCAUCUCAAGGAGCUGCAUGUGACGAUGCCCAAGUUUCGGGUGAUUGAGAUCUCUCGUUCCGAGGCAAUGUUCAAGCAGAUGGGUCUCAAGCGUAUGUUCUCCCGCACCGAGGCGCAGCUAAAUCGGCUGUCCGAGGAGCAGGAGCUGUUUAUCGAUGAGAUUGUGCAAUAUGUGAGCGUGCGCUUCGACGAGGACGGCAGCAGCAUCAAUUCCAUGUCUGCGGUCAACGUUCAGGGCCGUUCACCGAUUGCCACCGAAGCAGCUGCCUCGCUGCCAGUGCCAGAGCCAGAGCCAGAGCCAGAGCCGGGCGUAGAGCGUUUCGAUAUCAAUCGUCCAUUCGCCUAUUUCGUUAUGGACUGCAAGAAUCAGAUUGUGCUUGCUUCCGGCAAGGUGUACGCGCCCGAACCCGUGGAUGAUGUGCCGCCUGUGACCGUGGAGGUGGAGCUGGAGCAGUCAUAGAUCGUCCCGCAUCAAUCACUAGCUCUUAAGUUUCGUAACGAAUUUUCACCGAUGCGCUUCGUGCAAUUUUCAUAAUGCUAAGUGCUCACAAGCAAUAAACAAGAAUUUCAUUUUCCACAAAAAACGAAAAAUCAGAAAAAAAAAUAGAAGUGGAAUCCUGCCGAGGCCGCCUCGGAUUUUCCCAGCCACUUGAGCAGACGCAGCCUAGCGGACUCAGCGACCAUUUGCUGCGCAAUCAAAACAACAAUUAAUUCGCUUACUCGCUGACUAACAACAACAAUAAUAAGCGCCUGACGGAGCGGCAGCAAGAUCAACCCUCAGGAUUCAAUUGUC